Molecule: messenger RNA, 1044 nt
Organism: Ilyonectria robusta
Lineage: Eukaryota; Fungi; Ascomycota; Sordariomycetes; Hypocreales; Nectriaceae
Exons: 1
Coding region: 217-690 (157 amino acids)
Source: RefSeq, a predicted model, not a curated record
CUGCACCACGACCACUGAAAGAUGGGUGAUUGACCACUGCGCUCGCUGAUUUGACUCUCCCGUACCGCCCCGGGUCGGCAUCGGGAGCUGAUUACCUGGAGCUGAUUACUAGGAGCUGACAAGAAAACCUCCAAUCCCAACUCCGGCGACCGGAACCGCGUUCGCGCGCGCUCGAGUGGGUUCUCAGGCCGUGCUACUCUGUCAAAGAGUUAUCAGAUGGCGUUAGCUGCCAAUUGCCGCAUCAGAUUCCCCCCCAAAGCGCCCGAAGCCCCCGACGAGCCCCAGCUGGCCGGGCCAACCGAGCAAAACCACCUGGUGCGCCGACCCGAGCAACUGCGUCGGUCCUCCGUUAACGGGCGCAGCCAGGACCAGGCCAGGACCAGGACGAACGAGGCGAGGCAAAUCGUCAACCAAAGGCUCUCUCUCCAUCUUCCUCCCUCUCCCUCUCCCUCUCUCCGGCGGGCCUCACACCACCUACCGCCCUCGCUCUCGACAUCGCCGACGCUGUCAACCCUCCUGUCCCCCUCCUGGACGGCGCCCUUUUCCCUCACACGCCCCCCCCUGCGCCCACCACCCGGCCGGCCUUAUGAGCUCCCAGGCCGGGCGUCUCAUGGGCGUGGACGUGUGCCUGUCUGGAGUGACGUCGGAGUCGGCCAAAGCGACGGCCGCCACGCCAGCUUCAGCUCCUAGACGCGCGCACGUCCACGCCCAUGCCGCCCACACCUCGCGCAGCUUGUCGUGGGGACAUGUCUCGCGACACGGGCGAGGCCAGAUGCUUCUCCUGAGGACACAUCAACCAAACCUUGCUUGCCUACGCGUCCUUCGGACUGCAUCUGCCGUCGUCGCUCUUUCCAGUUGCGCUUAUCUUGCCCGCGCCUCCCAGUCUCCGUCGACUUUCUCCUCCUUCUCCUCCUCAUCUUCAUCCUCCUCCUCCCCGUCCACAUCCUCUCGCGCACAUCCUAAUCUUCCCCCUCUCGCCACACUUCGCAGCAAACUUCGCUCACUACCCGCCCUCAUGGCCGUGUCGACAACGCAGAGCCGAGC